AGUGUAAUGUCAAAAGUCAUUCGGGACGCAUCGUAGCGCGUAGUUGUGUGUCGAAUUAACAGGGACUUUUUCGAAUAAACGAAAUAUAAUGCGACCAAUUUAAGUGUUUAGUGUCUAUAAUAUAAAGUUUGCGUGACUUUAUACAUUCUUUUUCUUUUCUUUUUUUUUUAUUAAAAAUAAUGUAGUGUUGUAGUGUGUAAUAUAACCUAUUUUGUGCUUGAUUUUAUAUUAUUCUGUGACUUAUCAUUACGAUAUUUGGGUAAUGUCCAGUUACGGGAGCAUGUCUCCGUCUGAUGAAGGAUGCGACCAUGACACCGCCUUCUUCUGCCAGUCCUGGCACUCAGGUAGUCCGAUGGAUGGUGGGGUGUAUUGGCCGGCAGUUAAUAGUGAAGGUCACGAGUUCGAAGCUCAAGAAGCAUAUCAUGACAACACGCAUUACAUAAGCCGAAACUAUGGUUAUGAAGAUAUGCAAGUAACGGGAAAUGAACCGUACGAUACAUAUCACCACGGUAUGCACCAUGGUUAUACACAGCACAACACAGUGGACUGCGACAUGCAGCCCCUCCCGCUCCAGUACGAGAGGCCAACCCCCCCCUCAUUCGUGCGGGUCGUGAAGAGACGAUCGACAGCAAACAAAAAGGAACGAAGACGCACACACAAUAUAAACACCGCGUUCUCCGAUCUAAGAGACUGUAUACCUAAUGUUCCUCCAGACACUAAGCUGUCAAAGAUCAAAACUCUCCGUCUGGCCACGUCCUACAUCUCCUACUUGCUGAAAGUAUUGGAGACUGACGGAGAACCUGUCGGCGGGUUCAGAGCUGAUCUUCAUCAUACACCACCCCGAAGGAAAAACAACGAUAGCAGUGUUCAGGUAAGAUAAUAUAGCUAUAACAAAGCUUAUUAUAAGAUUUAUGAUUAUAUAUAACAGUCGUUCUUAAUUGGUGGUCUGUAUACCAAUGGUGGUUAAUCACGAAGUUCAUAGUCCUUAUGUUAUAUGUUUACCAGUCAGUUGACAUCUAACAAAUUUCCAUCUGGCCAUAGACCCAUUCGGUCUGUUAUGUAAUACGUAAAGGUAGAUAAAUAAAAAAAUGUUGCAUGUAUCUAAAAUAUAAUCACUGGCUUAACUGGGAUUCACAGAUUCAGUGGUUCACUGACAACCAGUGGUCCACGGACCACUAAUAGUCCAUGGUCCACCAUUUGUCCACGGUCCACCAGUAGACCACGGACCACCAUUGGUCCACGGUCCACCACAGAUAUACAGACUAUGAACUUCGUGAUUAAUUAUCUACCUGCACUAAUAUUACAAAGUGGAAAGAUUUGAUUGUUUGUUUGUUUGCAUCGAUUAGGCUCCGACAGUGCUAGACCGAUAUUAUACACCUACUUUUAUUCACCUACGGGUCAUACGACGGUGACAUAGGACAUAAUAGGGAUGAUGACCGGGUAAAAAAAAUGCAAUUCUAUUUAGUUCGUCAGUCUGAUAAUAGAAAAAUAUUAGAUACGUAUUUUUUUUUACUUCAAUUUAACAAGAAAUGGCUUAGAUAACAGGCAUUAAAGUUGAGGAGUGGGGGCUCGCUACGUCACAGUUGAGUAGAAAACGUACCAUAACGUGACGUCAUGCGAAAUAUCAACUCAAUGUAACGCCGUACUUUUAUGAUUACGAAAAAAAUUUUAAAAUACCUGUUUAAUAUUUUUUAACACUCUACCUGACGGACAAACAAACAAAAAUUAGUCAUCAUCCCUAUUUACGGGAAAACUGGUGUGUGGGCUAAUAGUCUACACUUAAAUUCAACUGUAAUCCCUUUGGUUUGACAUUAAAAGACAUUCACGGACGAACUAUGUUUUUUGAAACCUAUUCAAUGAACGAUAUUGUAGCGAUGAAAAGUAUGGAUGUAAGCUAUGACUCCGAAUACAAACGCCUAAUAUCCAAUAAACAAUUUAUUGCUUACUUCACAAGGUGAAUCCUUAAGCUAGUGUCCGCACCAAUUAUAUUCAAUGAACAUACGAAGUUGUACAAUUAAUUAUUUCAAUUUAAAAUUCUUUUUCUCAACUUUAAUGGCACUUUGCGUCACCACAUUACUGCCAACUUCACGUAGGAGACCAUUACACGAUUUAAAUACAUUCAUUCAACAAAACAAUUUUGAAUUCCAAUUCUAUCUUUCUACAUAGAUUUACCAAAAACAACUUAAUACGAUUUUAAAACGUUAAUUAAAAAAUAAUUUUAUAUAAACAAAGAUUUAAACAUAAUCAUACUUCUUCUUCUUCUUUUAUUAAUGGCUUAUCUGCGCAUUUCGCACAAUUCUGCCAAUGUCAUGUAAAUUAAUUAAUUUCUACAUGUAAAAUGAAAUGAAUGAAAGAUGAAUUUGAAUCUAACCACAAUUUAAAAUUAUACUGACAAGCAACCGCCGUAGUCGAUAGAAAAAUCAAGAGUAUAUUAUAUAUAAUAUAUGAAAGAGUAAAAGUAAUAGAUACUGACUCAAAGUCAAAGUCAAAGUCAAAAUAAUCUUUAUUCAAAUAGACUUCUUAAAAGUACUUUUGAAUCGUCCAACAUUUUUUCCCUACCACUCGUUAAGGACGUCUUUUGGCUGAUAAGAAGAACGAGCAAGAAACUCACCAGCUCUAAUAGGAGUAAUGACAUUUACAAAAACCGUGUCAUUACCAGAUCAAUACAUUAUAAACAGAGAUAAAAAAAACUAUGGUCUUAUAAUAAUAACAUAAUCAUUUAAUAAUAAUGGAAACAAGAUAAUGAGUUAAGAAGUAAUCACCUAUCCAGUUGCUGGAUCAUCUCAAGUCCAAGCGUUCUUAUCUGUUAUAUAAUCGGAUACUUUAUAAUAAGCUUUUUUAAUAAGUAUUUUUUCUAUAGUAGAUUUAAACUGCAUGAUAUCUAAUUGUUGUAUUUUGCUUGGGACCUUAUUGUAGAAGCGCACACAAAGACCCCUGAAUGAGUUAUUAACUUUUUGCAGUCUAGUGGUCUGGUCAAUGAAUAAAAUCUAUAAACUAGUGUUCUAGGAGUAAAACUGCUAAUGAAUAUAAGUGUAUAUAAUAUGUUGGGAGAAGCCCACGAUAUCAUUAAUUUGACUUUAAUUGGAAAACUCUCACGGUCAGUUGCACAAACGUCCAUUAAAAUUGUAAUUAGUUUAAAGCGACAUUACCCAUACAAAUUUGACAUUCAUUAGACUUAAAGGCGUCAUUAAACCUUAAUGCACGUUUGUGCAACUGGCUUAUAGGCAAACGUUAGACAAAUAUUACUUUAUAAGCUUUUGAGAAAUAUCAGACGAAAGAGUUGAAUGUUGGAAAUGUGAACUUACAUUAAUGUCUAUUUAGUAACAGUCCAAUCUAACCUGCGGUUGCCUGGAAGAUUUUGCUCUUUAGCGAUAACGCCGCCAAUUGUACAACUAAACUGUAUCAAUUGUAAUUUUCUUUAAUUAUAGUGUACAAUAAAGAAUUUAUUAAUUAAUUCAUUAAUUCAAUCCUUCCACAGGUUUAGCGAAGUUUUUAUUCACACUAGUCCUAUCGGGGGGUACCAGGAACUGAAAAUAUUUAUUAGUAUAGCAUUACAUAAUUCCGUAAUUCGCUAUCAUAAUCGCUUUACCUCUGAAAGCUAUAGCUUUAUUAUAUUAUUAUAGAUUGGUAUUUAGCUGCCAUUACCAUGUAAUUUCACUAGGGAAAGUUAUUUUAUCUCCAUAUGGUUGAAUGGGUACACUCAGCGGCGCCCGCGCAUGUGCAUUAGUCUCGUCUGAGCCACUUCAGAUACCGAUACUCGGUAUUUUUAACUCGUCCUGUUGUAAGAUAGCUAAUCAAUCGAACUUACAUUAAUGCCCAUUUUCACUAACCUAGCACAAGGCGUAGCUUAACUAGAAAUCACUUAAUAUUAAUAAGCAGAUUUGCUUUAAAAACUUGUAACGUUAGGUAAUGUCUUACUAAGCACUUGCUCAGUUAGGCAAUGUUGGUCUAUGAUUUUGCAUGCUACAGCGCUUGUUCUUUUUAUUAAUGUACGGCAUAAUUGCGUUUACACAAUUCCGCCAAUGUCACGUUAGUGGCCUUUACACGUAAAGAGACAAUAACAAAAAAAUGUACUUUUAGAUAAUGAAACAAGAAAAAACACACACAAGCACCCAAAUCGUCAUUAUUCAUAAAAAAAAAAUUAUAAAUGUCCGAAAAUUCAAAAUAUCCAUGAUUCUAACUUACUUAAUUAAUAUAAACUCCUUGAUUCUAAGUUAUUAAAUUAAUUUAAUCCCUUAACGCAUCCGUUAUGGCCAAAGAGUAAAUGUAAAUGUCACAUUACGCAAAUGCCAAGCGUUAGGCGCCGCACAAUGCAUGUCCUAACUUUAAGCGUUGCCCAAACUCGUAAGGUCUCCUUGUCAUUGGUGAAACGCAUUUUCACCUUUGACAAUGCCCUAAUAUUUAGUUAUCAGAUUAAGGCGACUCCUAAGUUUAGUGAAAACAAAGGUUAACAUAAAAAAAAAAUUACACGGUGGUUUAAACGUUAUAAUAAUAAUAAUACUUUAUUGCACUCAAUAUGAUACAAUGUUUACAGGAGCUUAUUAUUUAAAAACAUUGAGUAAACAAAUGGCGGCCUUAUUGCUUAACAGCAAUUUCUUCCAGGCAACCUAUGGUGAAACUAGAUAACCAAUAAAGAUACUUUGGAGAGUCGGUGCAAUAUUGAGAAGGAUAAAUAUAUUAAUAGCGUUAAUAUUUUAU
Molecule: messenger RNA, 4698 nt
Organism: Diatraea saccharalis (sugarcane borer)
Lineage: Eukaryota; Metazoa; Arthropoda; Insecta; Lepidoptera; Crambidae
Source: the annotation of a GenBank genome assembly